Molecule: messenger RNA, 1128 nt
Organism: Danaus plexippus (monarch butterfly)
Lineage: Eukaryota; Metazoa; Arthropoda; Insecta; Lepidoptera; Nymphalidae
Gene: CPR135
Product: cuticle protein-like
Exons: 4
Coding region: 75-1007 (310 amino acids)
Cellular component (GO): extracellular matrix
Source: RefSeq, a predicted model, not a curated record
GACUAUAAAUUGAAUACACUGUUUGAUGAUAACCAAUGCGUUAUUAACAUACAGCGUUCAGGGCGUCUUGUAACAUGGAUUACGUUGCCGCGAUAGCAUGCCUGCUAGCUCUAACGACGUCGUCGACGGUUGACGGCUCAUUAGCUGAUCUCGUAUACGCGCCUGGACAUGCUUCUGUGGACUAUUACGCCUACCCUCGAUACGCCUUUGAGUACGCCGUACGAGACCCCCACACUGGUGAUAAUAAAGCACACUGGGAGAAACGGGAUGGCGAUGUAGUUAUAGGGGCUUAUUCUCUGGUGGAACCUGACGGCAGUUUGCGUGUUGUGGAGUAUCGCGCUGAUGACAAGAGCGGUUUCAACGCUGUGGUUAAGCGAAUCGGACCCAAUGUUCACCCAGUAACACCCAUAUACAAAGCACCAUUACCACUCAUUGGAUACAAGUCAGAGCUGCCACUUUCAAUCGGACCUGUGACGGGACUUUUGAAUCUAGGCGGUGCUCCACUAUUAAACAAAUACAGCGGAAGUGCGACUUCGUCCGCAAAUGUUUACAAAACUGCUGGACCCGCUGUAGUUGAAGAAGUGCUACCGCUGGGGAAAAUUAUCCCUGCUCCUAUCUAUAAUUCAGAAAUUAUAUCUGAACCCAUCUAUAAAGAGCCGAUAAUUCAAAGACCCAUCUAUAAAGAUCCAAUAACUUCGUAUCCACUAUAUAAGGAACCAAUAAUAUCAGCACCUAUCUAUAAGGAUCAGAUUAUUCCGGAAUCCAUCUACAAGUUACCGAUUUUCCAAGAAUCUAUAUACAAAUCCCCCCUUCUUUCAUCUCCACUAAUAAAAGCUGGACCUAUAUACUCUCCAGCUCUUAGGAAUCUGGAAAAUGUUCCCUAUGAUGGUAUCGAUUAUACUCUUUUAGGUAAAGGUCUAUUAAAUUACAAAGGAUCUCUAGAUUACAAAGGACUUUUAGACAAAAUACCCUUAAUAUAUAAGGGUGGAUUAGGAUAUGGCCAUUAAAUGACAUGACAUGUGACAUAUGACACAUGACAUAUGAUAUAAGACAUAUGACAUAUGAAAAAUAAUGACGACUUUUUAUAAACAGUGACCAAAAUAUGCCGCUAUCCAUAAACAAAGAUAU